Messenger RNA from Alnus glutinosa, 1790 nucleotides. RefSeq lists its product as uncharacterized. Gene Ontology annotation, molecular function: flavin adenine dinucleotide binding; tRNA dihydrouridine synthase activity. Lineage: Eukaryota; Viridiplantae; Streptophyta; Magnoliopsida; Fagales; Betulaceae. The record is from RefSeq and is a predicted model, not a curated record. The transcript is spliced from 3 exons. Gene Ontology annotation, biological process: tRNA processing. The coding region runs from base 100 to 1392 and encodes 430 amino acids.
AAGCACCAGCACAACCACGUAGUAGCAAACCUCGAAAGCUCGUUCACACUCCUAACCAAUGGCGGCGAUGGGCUGCCGUACAGUGCCCACCGUCCGCUCAUGAGACCCAAAAUUCCCUCUAUACCCCUCCUCUCUUCGCACAGUUCCUCCUUCCCAACACUCAAUUCUCUCAUGGCCUCCUCUCUUACCCGAACCCACCAUUCCGACCCUCCCCAAGACGACUUAGACGACGGCCUAUGCUCCGACCCGCAAUUACAAGAGGAAAGAGAGCGGUCUGCGUCUGAUACGUCGCCUUUUGGCUUGGGUUCGCCGAGCCGAUGCUUGACCGGAGAGUCCCGGGUCGAGCGGGCAUGGGCUCACUGGGCCAAACUGGGACGGCCCAAGCUGAUAGUCGCUCCGAUGGUGGAUAACUCGGAGCUGCCGUUUCGAAUGCUUUGCCGUAAGUACGGCGCCGAGGCCGCGUACACGCCCAUGUUGCACUCUCGCAUUUUUACCGAGAACGAGAAGUACCGUAGCCAGGAAUUCACCACUUGCCAGGAGGAUCGCCCAUUGUUUGUCCAAUUUUGUGCGAAUGAUCCAGAAAUUUUGUUGGAGGCUGCACGGAGAGCUGAACCUUUUUGUGAUUAUGUUGACAUCAAUUUGGGUUGUCCUCAGCGUAUUGCUAGGAGGGGCUAUUAUGGAGCUUUUCUUAUGGAUAAUCUUCCUCUCGUAAAAUCUCUCGUUCAAAAGUUGGCUCUCAACCUUCAUGUUCCUGUGUCGUGCAAAAUCCGAGUAUUCCCAGAUUUGCAGGAUACAAUUAACUAUGCUAGGAUGCUAGAGGAUGCCGGUUGCUCUCUUUUAGCUGUGCAUGGCCGAACCAGAGAUGAGAAAGACGGAAAGAAAUUUCGGGCAGACUGGGAAGCUAUCAGGGCUGUGAAAAAUGCGGUUGGUAUCCCAGUCCUUGCAAAUGGGAACAUUCGACACAUGGAUGAUGUUCAGGAUUGUUUGGAGAAGACUGGUGCUGAUGGGGUGCUUUCUGCUGAGUCUCUACUUGAGAAUCCAGCUCUUUUUGCUGGAUAUCGAGCUGCUGAAUCGGUAGUGGGCAGUGAAGGAAAUGAUAAAGAGGGAAAACUGGACCAGACAGACCUACUGGUGGAGUAUUUGAAGUUUUGUGAAAGACACCCUGUGCCAUGGAGAAUGAUUCGUUCUCAUGUGCACAAGAUGUUGGGAGACUGGUUCAGGCUGCAUCCAGAUGUGAGGGAGGAUCUAAACUCCCAAUCCAAACUGACAUUUGAAUUUCUUUAUAACAUAGUUGAUCGACUUAGGGAGCAGGGCACAAGAAUUCCACUUUAUCUGAAGGAUACUCAUGAAGAGAGAGUUCCAGCAGAUGGACUAGCAUCCAGAAAUGUUUGAAACGGGUUGACUGGGUUGAAGGUCCAAAUUUUUGAUUCAUUGCUAAAUUAUAGCUGGCAAUCAGGUUCACAGUUAUGAUUUUUGUCAUAAUUUUUUCACAUCAAAUGUUUACAUUUUUCGGCAUCUUAAUUGUUAUUGCAAUAGUAGUUAUUGGCAAUCUAAUAUGCUGAGGAAGUAGGAGGGUAUAAUAGCGAAGGAUGAAGAUGCUUCUUUUUAUACUAGGUCUUUUCCUUUUUUUGGUAUAUGAUUUAUUGUGUCAGUAUCUCAGGUCAUCCAUGUUGUAUCAACUCCCUCUGUUAGGGAAAAUGAAAAACAUCUGCAGAUGUAUCGAUUUUGGAUUGAUUUUUCCAAAGUGAAAUUAUAUUUGAUUGGUCCUUGAUAUUAGUUUAAAUUUAUAA